ACCUUUACUUGCUUAUAGUAACAGUCACCUUGAGUCCUCCCAGAAUUAAAACGCUUUUCCGCUUGAUCCUGAAUGUUUGGCUCCUGUCCUUUGUGCGGUACAGACGGAGGAUGCUGUAAUGAGAGUCGGAUGCGAGAAGUUGUUUGACCUGUAGUCCGAGUUUUUUUUUUUCAUCCAGCCUUUCCCUGCUACUCACCUGCCGUAUCUUCACCGACCUGAAAGUCCAGUUUCACUGUGGGAGCCCAGCAAACUGCACAUGGCUCAGGAGGAGAAUAAGCGUCUGGUGGUGGUGGUCCCUAAUGAAAUGACCGUUCCAUCACGCCGUGCCUUCACAAGUGAAGACGAGGCAUGGAAGUCUUACUUGGAGAAUCCACUGACUGCUGCCACCAAGGCCAUGAUGAGCAUUAAUGGAGAUGAGGACAGUGUGGCUGCCCUGGGAAUCCUUUAUGAUUACUAUAAGGUUCCUAAAGAGAAGAGGCUCCUGCCAGUGCACAAACUUCCAGAAGAUCAUGAAAAAAGUCGGAUCAGUCAAGAUGGCGUCGAGUCCGCGGAAAAUCGUAUUCAUGUCCUGAAGUCACUUCCGGUCAACCUGUCACUGAAUCCUGAUUCAGAAAACAAGCAAGACCUGUUCGGCACAGUGCCUGCCGAGGACGGUGUAGUGGCCACUGUAAAGCCAGAGGUUUAUGCUCAGUCAUUCUCCAGCCAUCACCAGCAGCUUCAUUAUCACCGUACGCCCUACCAUCCGCAUUUACAGGAUUCAGUGAGCGUCAGCCAUGAUAGAUACAUGAAGGACGAUCAGUGCAGCACACCAGACAGCACCUUUGAGGACUCCUAUCCUGAGGACCCUAUGAGGUACAGGGUGCCUACUACGCCUGCGGCUGAAGAUUUCACACAUGAGCAAGCAGGGUUAAACAUGUUCCAGUAUAAUAUUGAAGCAAGCCGUUCUGUCCGUGAGAAGGCUGCCGAUGGGCCGAUGGUGUAUCUGAACAAGGGCCAGUUCUAUGGCAUCACACUCAGUGAGACCGGGGCCAACAAGGGCCUUCGUCAUCCCAUCAGUAAAGUGCGGACUGUAGUGAUGGUGGUGUUCGGACAGGAGAAGUGUCGGGAUGAGCAGUUGAAACAUUGGAACUACUGGCACACCCGUCAACACACUGCCAAACAGAGAGUCCUUGACAUAGCUGACUAUAAAGAGAGUUUCAACACCAUUGGCAACAUCGAGGAAAUCGCUUAUAAUGCAGUGUCAUUCACUUGGGAUGUCAAUGAGGAGGCUAAGGUUUUCAUUACUGUGAACUGUCUGAGCACCGAUUUCUCCUCUCAGAAGGGAGUUAAAGGUCUUCCACUUAUGAUCCAGAUUGACACAUACAGUUACAAUAACAGGAGCAACAGACCCAUCCAUAGAGCCUACGCUCAGAUCAAGGUCUUCUGUGACAAGGGAGCCGAGCGAAAAAUACGUGAUGAGGAGAAAAAGCAACUUCGGAAGAAGGUUAAAGGUCAGACUGUUGGCGGGCACGGUCAGGAUGGUAAGAGAGGAAAUUUGGCCAGUUUACCUCCAAAGAGGCCAGACAUUACGCUUUUCAAAGCUAUGACAGACUUGGAGUCCCAGCCUGUGCUCUUCAUCCCCGAUGUCCAUUUGAACAAUCUCCAGAGAGCCGGCCAGGUGUUCAGUUUUGGUGUUGAAGAAAUGGAGAAUGACGGGGUGGCCGUGAAGAGACCGUUCGGGACAUCAGAGGCUGAUUCUCCACCUACCAAAUACAGCAGAGAGGAGAGGAAAGUCCUGCUGUACGUAAGGAGAGAAGCUGAUGAGGUUUUUGAUGCACUGAUGCUGAGGUCUCCAACGCUGAAAAGUUUACUUGAAGCUAUAUCGGGCAAAUAUUCUGUUCCUGUGGAGAAAAUGACUAAAAUCUAUAAGAAAAGCAAGAAAGGUAUCCUGGUCAACAUGGAUGACAACAUCAUCGAGCACUACUGCAACGAGGACACUUUUAUUCUGGCCAUUGACAACCAUGCGGACUGUUUCCGGGUCACUCUUACUGAAAUUUAAUGGUUUGUGGAGGACUUGGGACCCUGCAGCAGUGCACAAAUCAUUUUGUGCAUCAGUGAUUUUAUUGUAGGCACUGCAUUAGAAGAGGAAAACGCUUCCAGACAUGUCUGACUGGGAAUGCACUCCAGUGGAUCUGCUGGUACUAAUUAACUUGUUUAAAUAAACACUAUGAUGGACUACACAAAAUCAGAAACUCCUCUUUAAAGCACUAUUAUACGUCAGUCAAGCUUUUAUGCAGUUUUUUUUCUUUGUGAUGUGAAGCCAUAAAAAAUCCUGACUUGAUGUCCAUUGAGUCUUUUCUUUAUAAAUACUCAGAUGGUUUUUGCAUAUUAAAGCUAUCUUUAUCAUUUGACUGUCAUGUGAUGCAUGGAAUAACUGUAUAGUUUACACAUUCCUUAUUCUGUGUUGAUGUUUUGACGUCUUUUUAGAACAUACCUUGUACAUAUUUUUAUGUUUGUUUUUUUAUUACAGUUAAAUAAACCAGUUCAGUGUAUCAUCUCUUUCUCAAAUUCA
Danio rerio (zebrafish) is the source of this 2551-nucleotide messenger RNA. It is a transcript of the gene grhl2a, whose product is annotated as grainyhead-like transcription factor 2a. Gene Ontology annotation, molecular function: DNA-binding transcription factor activity. NCBI's taxonomy places the organism in Eukaryota, Metazoa, Chordata, Actinopteri, Cypriniformes, Danionidae. The record is from RefSeq and is marked validated. Gene Ontology annotation, cellular component: nucleus. Gene Ontology annotation, biological process: regulation of transcription by RNA polymerase II; positive regulation of transcription by RNA polymerase II.